GUGGGACGGCGGCGGGAUGUUCAGCUGGCUGGGGAAGCAGGGCGGCGGGCGGGAGCGCGGCGGCGGCACCGACGUGGUGCAGACGGUGACGGGCGGGCUGCGGGACCUGUACCUCCGCAAGCUGCUGCCGCUGGAGGAGCACUACCGCUUCCAUGAGUUCCACUCGCCCGCCCUGGAGGAGGCCGACUUCGAGAACAAGCCCAUGGUGCUGCUGGUGGGGCAGUAUAGCACCGGCAAGACCACCUUCAUCCGAUACCUGCUCGAGCAAGACUUUCCAGGCAUGCGGAUUGGGCCAGAGCCUACCACCGAUUCCUUUAUUGCUGUAAUGUAUGGAGAAACAGAAGGAAAUGUUCCUGGAAAUGCCCUAGUUGUUGAUCCUAAGAAGCCAUUCCGGAAACUCGGCCGCUUUGGAAAUGCUUUCCUGAACAGGUUCAUGUGUUCUCAGCUACCAAACGAGGUCCUGAAGAGCAUCAGUAUCAUUGACAGCCCUGGCAUCCUCUCUGGAGAGAAGCAGCGCAUCAGCAGAGGUUAUGACUUCUGCCAAGUUCUCCAGUGGUUUGCUGAGAGGGUUGACCGAAUCAUCCUCCUUUUUGAUGCCCAUAAGCUGGAUAUAUCUGAUGAGUUUUCAGAGGCCAUUAAGGCAUUCCGGGGCCAGGAUGACAAGAUUCGAGUGGUGCUUAAUAAGGCUGACCAAGUGGACACGCAGCAGCUGAUGAGGGUCUACGGUGCUCUGAUGUGGUCCCUGGGAAAGGUGAUCGACACGCCAGAGGUCCUGCGGGUCUACAUCGGCUCCUUCUGGGCCCAUCCUCUCCGAAACACAGACAAUCGAAGACUCUUUGAAGCCGAGGCACAGGAUCUUUUCAGGGAUAUCCAGAGUCUCCCGCAGAAGGCUGCUGUGAGGAAACUCAAUGAUCUCAUUAAAAGGGCAAGGCUUGCAAAGGUUCAUGCUUAUAUCAUCAGCUAUCUGAAAAAAGAGAUGCCCUCUGUAUUUGGGAAGGAGAACAAGAAGAAGGAACUAAUCAACAAGUUGCCAGAGAUCUACAUCCAGCUGCAAAGGGAAUACCAUAUCUCAGCAGGGGACUUCCCUGAAGUCAAGAAAAUGCAGGAGCAGUUGGAGAAUUGUGACUUCACUAAAUUUCAUUCUUUGAAACCAAAGCUAAUUGAAGCUGUGGAUAACAUGCUGGCCAACAAAAUUGCCUCCCUGAUGAACCUAAUCAGACAGGAAGAGAACAACAUGCCCACAGAGAUGGUACACGGUGGAGCAUUUGAUGGCACCAUGGCAGGACCUUUUGGCCAUGGAUACGGGGAAGGUGCUAAGGAAGGAGCUGAUGAAGAGGAGUGGGUUGUUGCCAAAGAUAAACCUGCUUACGAUGAGAUUUUCUACACUCUGUCACCAAUCAAUGGCAAAAUAUCUGGGAUUAGUGCAAAGAAGGAGAUGGUGACUUCUAAACUACCCAACAGCGUCUUGGGCAAGAUCUGGAAACUUGCAGACUGUGAUGGCGAUGGGAUGUUGGAUGAUGAAGAGUUUGCAUUAGCAAAACAUCUCAUCAAGAUUAAACUGGAUGGAUAUGAACUGCCUGGCACGCUACCUUCCCACCUGGUGCCACCAUCUCACAGGAAACCUUUCCAGACAGCAGAAUGAACAAUACAAGGAGAAGAAUGAGGAUUUUGAAAAUCCCACAGGAAAGGUGUGGAAAACACCAAAAUUUGAAGUUAAGCUUAGAUCCUUUAACCUCACAGCACAUUUCAUGCAAGCUACUGAAGUUACAAGCAUGGCAGCAGGGAAACAUUUGUAUCACUGUCCCUUCUGACCUUCACUCAGACAUGCUUAUCACAAGUGCCUUAUAAUAGCUCUGUCAUAAGGUGAAAAUGAUGUUGUACUCCUGUGUCCACAUCUCACUGCCUUUACAACCAUAAAACAGAAAAUGUCAUGUAUAAAAGUUGCUGACCUUCACCAAACCUAAAUACUGAUCAACCUUAAGUGUCUCCAAACUAUCCUAAAUAGCACACUGAAGCUCAAAAUGUUAAAUUCACCUGCCUAUGCAAGGUAUAUUUAAAUGCUAGAAAUGUACUUAAGCCAUUCAGUGAAUGCCAGCAUCUCUAUAUAAUCAAAGAAAAGGCUGAUAUAAAAGGAAUUUCUUUUUUUCCUUUUAUUAUUUAAUUAGAUUUAGAAAAAAGUAGAAGAGUGAUGAGGAGAGUCUUGUAUAUGCUCAGAAUUUGGGCAAGCUUUAAAAGUUUUAAAACUUUUGAUUCUACCUAGAACUGCAAAACACUAAAAUUACUUUUUUGAUCUGUCAUUGUGUCUUAUCUGAAGAGCAGCUUCUUCAGUUUUACACAGCACUAUGCAUUCAGUGUUAUCAUUAGAAGACCUGAGAUCUGCUUUGUUCCUUGGAUUUAUAAUUUCCUUUGCGGUUUAAGCUUAGCUUCUCUGCAGACAAUGAAUUUCUGAAUGGUUCAAAGUGACAGCGGAAUGGUUUCUUAAGCUAAAAAAGAACCCCAUGUUUGCAUUGAAAUUAAGCUGCACUUUCUAUUCAGAAAAAGUGUAUUGCUCAAAGUCAGCCUUUUCAAAGCACGUUAGAUUGUCUCAGGAUAUUUUCCUUGGUAUUUAAUUUCUAUUUACAGCUAAUUAUACAGUUAUGUCUGUGUAUUUUUUAAUAUAUAUUUAAGAGAAGUUUUUAAUUCUUUUGCCAACAUGUGGUCGACAACCACAAAAGAGAGAUUCAAUUCCCAUGGCAGCAGAUUUGAAGGAUGGGGAGGCUAACAGGAACUGUUACAUUGAUUGUAAUAAAUGAUAGACUCAUUCCCUCAAAUAUUACUCCUUUAUUGAAAACAAUCCAUUAAAGGAAUGGAUGCUUAAUAAACAUUUAUUUUCCAGCAACACACAAUCAAAAUUGAACAUACUGUCUACUUACAACUGAUGGUUAUCAGUACCUUAAAAGAAGGCAAGUCUUUGGCCCUGUGAACUUGUGUCUUCCAGGGAGGGCCAGUUCUUUCCUAAAAUCAAAUUUGGCAGUCAGUUCUGGUCUGUGUGUAUGAGCAGGAAUUGAUUCGUAUUCCAUUUGUCAUAGGAAAGACCCUACACAUCAAAGGUACUGUAGUUUUGAGCACUUUUUUUGUUAAGUCUCAGUAAGUGGCAGCGGUAAUGCCUUCUGAGACAGAGCAAGCCAAAAAGUGCUUUAACAUCCUUGUAAUAGGGGUGGGGAGGGAAAUAGUUCGGGUAUUGUCUCCCAGUUAAGGUUUCAGUCACACUUCCGUGUUCAGUUUUGUGGGUUAUCCAAGAAAAGCCUCAGCUUCUUUUUUUCAAAUCAUAUAUUUGUAGGUUGUCAGGUUUAAUACUUCACAUCUUUCUGGACCUCUCAUCUUUCCACAUCUGUUCUAUUCUGAGGUGCAAUUUCCAUGAACUUUGUCAGGGCUCUUCCAUAGGACAACAAUGAUGCUAUUUUAAGUAAUGGCAGAACAUCACCUUUACCUUGCCAGGUUUCUGGGCCUGUAUCAAGGAUGUCCUGACAUAGUUAAAUUGUUCUAAGGACUUCAUUUUUUUAUUUUUUUUUUUUAAUUCUUAGGUGGUUUUCCUGUCAUUCAAGCAUACCAGCUUUAUUUCUGUUAGACCUAAAUUAGGAGCCAAAUUAACCUUAGUGCAUCUCUGUGCACUUCAGUAGAGCUGUGAAACUUGAUGCUGCGCCUACCUGUGUGACUGUACAUCUGCAGAGUAACUAUUUUCUAUGGAAUUAAUUUUUGAUUGAACAAAAAUUAGUCUAUGGAGAUUGCAAGUGUUAAGAAAAAGAAAAAGGCUGCAGAAUUAGUACUGUGUGUUUGUUUGUGGGUAGUGUCUGCAGUCAAUACCACUUUAUACACUACUGACCAGCUUAGUACUAGAGACUAGCUUAAUCAGGAAAGCCACCAGGAGAAAGAAUGCAAGCUCCUGUAUUGUGACUACUGUAGUAUAGGAUCUAGGAAGGAUCUGUAGUGAGAGGAUCUAGGAAGCUGCUGAUCUUCUGACUCUGCCUUACCUCGCUUUGCAGGAGCACAGGGCUGCAGGGGUGGACUCCUGCCAGAGUUCCCACCACAUGUAGCUUCCAGGGGUGAUGCUCCAGACACAUUGGAGCCAUGUGAUCCCAUGCCAUUAGAAAUAUCGUCCUUCAGCGAGAAGAGCAGGAUAGUUUCAGUGGCUUUAUUUGGUUUUUCUAGUUUUGUUGAGAGCACAGCCUUUUCCUCAGUCUCUGUGACAAUAUGCUAACUUGGUCUUAAGGCAGACAAAUUGAAAUACAUCAUGGUGAUAAGUUAAAAUAUUUUGCUUAGAUGGGGUUGUAGUAUUUUGCUUUGUGUUCCUGUAGAAUUUGAAGGAUGAAUGCAUGAAGCAUGUAUAGAAGUAGAGGUGGAUUUUCUCUGGCUGUCUGGAGAAAUAGAAGUGUUUUGUGGUCAGAUCCACAGCUACAUAAAUGUAUUUAUUUCUAGGUAUGUGUUACAGUGAACUAGCAUCACUCUUAGAUGAUAGGAAUAAAGUACAUUUCAUGUGAACUUUAAACAGAAAUUUCUUGCACAACUAAACUGAUGGAGUAGGUUGCUGCUGUUCAGGAGAGUGGAUGCUGUUCAGGAGAGGGGAUGAAGAAAGGAUGAGGAUGUUGGAUUGAUCAGACAUUUUAUCCCUAGGAUUAAAAUAACAUUUUCUGUAAGAUCAUUCAAAGCUAUCUGUAAUUCAUCCUGUAGAAUCUGUGCCCACUGUCUUAAACUAAAGUACUGUCUUAAAGACUCUCUUAAACUAAAGUAGAAACUGAUGCUUUUAUCUUUUCUCCAACUAUUCUACGACCCAGUUUUAAUUUGUGACCCUAGUUCUAUUCCUUCAGAAAUUAGGAGUUUUUGUUGUAGAUUGCAAAAGAAAAUGUGGGGUUAUGGUUCAUAACCACAAUACAGGACAUUGAGAGACUUAAAAGCUGUGACAGCUUGAAACUGGAGAGUUUAAAAAGAUUUUUAAGUCAGGGUGAGGUCCCAGUUGUUAAUUGGGUGUGGUGUGGAUUUGUGUGGAACAUGUUCUCAAAGCAGCAGGUAUGUGGUCCCUGGCUUUCAACAUUGUUUAUUGCCAGCACUUGAAAUGCACCCUCUUUUUUCUUUCUGUCACUUCCUUCCCUUCACAAUGUGCACUCAUUUUGGUGGCUCUUUAAAUUGUUGGAUCUCAAGCAGAGUUUGAGGUGUAUGGUUUGAUGGAUAUGUGUAACUUAGCACUGAGAAAAUGAUCAUGAACUUAAUUUUCCAUUUCACAUGCUCACCUUUUCUAAUAUUUUUGUUAAACACUGUUUUCACUUAAAAGGCACUCUGAUUUUUGAGGAAAGGUUUGAUCUGUUCAGUGUGCUUCAGUUUGUCCAGCUAGGCAAACAAAGUUGUAAGUUCAUUAUUGUUGCACUUUCAUUACACAGUAAAUUCUUUGCAGAUACUGUAAUAUAUUUUAAUAUGCUUUGUAAUCAUUUUUAGAAAGCAGUGUUUAAAAUUGCUGAUUUAAUAAACUAAUAUUGAACUACCUGA
This is a messenger RNA of Pseudopodoces humilis (Tibetan ground-tit), 5517 nucleotides long. RefSeq names its product EH domain containing 4 (gene EHD4). Gene Ontology annotation, biological process: endosomal transport; endocytosis. Lineage: Eukaryota; Metazoa; Chordata; Aves; Passeriformes; Paridae. The record is from RefSeq and is a predicted model, not a curated record. Gene Ontology annotation, molecular function: protein binding; GTP binding; calcium ion binding. Gene Ontology annotation, cellular component: plasma membrane; cytoplasm.